Messenger RNA from Scophthalmus maximus (turbot), 4425 nucleotides. Its product is annotated as SUN domain-containing protein 2. The transcript is spliced from 16 exons. Gene Ontology annotation, cellular component: nuclear envelope; meiotic nuclear membrane microtubule tethering complex. Gene Ontology annotation, molecular function: protein-membrane adaptor activity. The coding region runs from base 298 to 2325 and encodes 675 amino acids. The record is from RefSeq and is a predicted model, not a curated record. Gene Ontology annotation, biological process: nuclear envelope organization. NCBI's taxonomy places the organism in Eukaryota, Metazoa, Chordata, Actinopteri, Pleuronectiformes, Scophthalmidae.
CCGUCAACAUUAGCAGCGGUGGUGGAAGCAGCGCUGUCACAACAAGCGUCUGUGUCCGUCUCUGUCUCGGCUUCUUCAUCCCACAGUCGCGAUGUCAACACGGCUCCACGUUUCAACUUGUGUAAAUAUUACCAUCAGUAAAUAAGUCGCUGUUUUGUUUUUUUUUUCUGGGUUUUUUUCACUUCGUCGGAGAAGUUCGUGUGAACGACCGAAGAGGAGAUUGUUCGUCCCGGUCCGAGACAUUCGACGGUUUGUUCGGCCAGGCGAACUGCGACGGGACUCGCAACGUCACCGGUCAUGUCUCGUAGGAGCUCGCGCCUCAUGUCCGGUGGCUACUACCACUCGGAUGAAGAGUCCGACUCGAGUAGCGUGACAAACAUAUCCUACCGUGAAAUCCCUGUCAAGGUUUUCAAGAAGAAGGCAGGGACCCGGAAGCCCAGCUCCCGCACGUCCAGCAGAGCCAAUAGUAAUGCUAGUUCACCCGUCCAACAGUCACCUGUCCCUGCAGGCCAGUUUGAUGGCCGGAGUCCUUCCCCCGCGAGCGGCCACACUCAGCCCACCAUGAGGACGGAACCCUUUGCCUUCACCACGGCCACCCCUCGGCCUGCCCUGACCCCGUCCUCCACCCGGAGUCGGACGCCCACGCGCUGCCCCUCCGUGCCUCCGGAGAAGAGCCCUCUACCCGGGCACCACGGCCCCAGCAGGCCAGGUUUGCACCCGAGGCCCGGCCACAAGGAGCCGCUGAGUCGGAGCGGAGUGGACAGCUCGGGGUACUCGUCCUCCGAGGGCCCUUACAGGAAGCCCACCGGCAGAACGAGUGACGAUCCCAGCCCUGGAUACAGAAGCAGAAUCAGCAGUGCCUUCUUUAGUCUGAUGGACUCCGCCUCGUUGAUGGCCGUCGCAGCACAGUCAAAAAUAAUGCAUCUGAAAGCUUUAGCCAACACUUCACUCAGCAGUCGCGUGAAGAAGGCUUGUGGUCUGUCUAUCCUCCUCCUCCUCCUUGUUCUCCUAUGUAUUUGGUUCCUCCUUCCCUUGUUGACCUCCUUCGUCUCCCACAUGAGGGUCGCAAAGACCCCGUCACUGACAAAGCCCGAGAGUCGACCAGUCGUCCCUGCCACUUCUCCUCCUCCUCCUCCUCAACCCAACACCAUGCAUCAUUCACCUGUGGUGGAUCCGGCCGUCGUCUCUGCUGCGGUAGAAGCGAAGAUGCAGCAUCUUUCGGCAGAGCUGCUGCUGAAGCAGGAAAUGCUUUACUCCCAGAUGAAGGAGCGAAUAAAGCUGGACAUGCAGGGUAUCAAAUCUAGUCUAGAGGUCGUGGACUUGGACAGUCGGCUGCGUCUGGAGCAGGAGAUCGCCGGGCUGGGCAGGCAGAUGGUGGAAUAUCAGACGGACAGCCGAUCGGCCGCAGCCAGCCUCAGCUCCAGGAUCCGAGCUGUGGAGGCCGAGAACGCUGAGGUGAAAACAGACAGCCUAUCUGCUGCUGCCAGCCUCAGCUCCAGGAUCCGAGCUGUGGAGGCCGAGAACGCUGAGGUGAAGACGGACAGCCGUUCUGCUGCUGCCAGCCUCAUCUCCAGGAUCCACGCUGUGGAGGCUGAGAAUGCUAAGCUGUCCCAGCAGUUGGUAUCCAUCCAGCUGAUUCCUCCUCCAGCCCCCUGUCCUGAGACCAGCACUGCCCCGGUCCACAACCAUCUAACCCCAGAGCUCCAACAGGCCAUGGAGAAGUGGCUAACCGACCGCAUCAAGGAGCGGGAUGUACUCAAAGGAAGCGGUGCAGAUUUUGGACGUCCCAUGGCGGACAAAAUGGCUGACUUUGCCCUGGAGACUCAAGGUGCCAGUGUGAUCAGUACCAGGUGUUCGGAGACGUAUCAUAUCCGUUCAGCAUGUGUGACCCUUUUUGGCUUCCCCCUCUGGUAUCCAUCUGAAAGCCCACGCACUGUCAUUCAGGGUUACCCAGUGCUGCUCCCAGGGAAAUGUUGGGCGUUCAACGGUGUCCAGGGAACUCUCGUCAUCUCCCUCUCCCACCCUGUAAGGAUAACUCAUGUGACGCUGGACCACCUGCCGCGGUACAACUCCCCCACCGGCCGAAUCGACUCCGCACCCAAAGACUUUGAAGUCUAUGGAACGAAGAGCGACACACAAGAAGGAACACUGCUGGGAACGUUCACCUACAAUGAGAACGGCGAGUCGACGCAGACGUUUCAGCUGCCUAACCCGAGUGAUGAGGUUUACAGAUUUGUGGAGUUGCACGUCCUCAGCAACUGGGGUCACGUCGAGUACACGUGUCUUUACCGCUUCCGUGUGCACGGAAAGAUCGCCACCACGUGAGAUCCUCCCGACCACAACGUUAUGGAUCAGUUAAACAUAUCAGAAAGGACAUUUUGAAUUUUACCCUUUUUUUUUUUAAAGGAACAAUCCAUGCUGAUGCUACUGAAAAAAAUGACUAAUGGCACUCCAGCAGGUUUCGCCGUGUUUUGAACUGCUUCAUGUUAAAGUGACUGAGAUCAUAGGAUUUUUGGUUUUUAACGCACACGGUGAAGUUCACACUUGCUACCGACUUUACUGACCCACACUUCCACAGAUGGUCCGAGGAUUUGAACCAUCACCACCUCAAGGCUCCCCACCACAAAACAUAAGCAAUGAAUGAUUGAUGAUUUAAUGACGUCCAUUGUUGGGCACUCAUUAUUGAUGAAACUGCCAUUUAUUAUUUAUUUUUUAAUUCAUUGAUGAACCCCUUCAGUCUAUCAAGUGUCAAAAAAAGUAGACAUGCCCUUUUUAAAAUUUCCUGUUUCCCAAGGUGAUAUUUUUCGAAUGUUAUGUCCAACCAACAGUUGGAGACCCAAAGAUCUGUACAUAAAGUAUUAUGAGAAGCUUGAACUGUCAACUUUGAUAAUUAGAAUAGAAGCCUAUUCUUUUUUUCUUAUUUUUGCUGCAGCUCUAAUGUCAAUAUUUUGCAUUUUUGCAAUAACAAGAUCUGAUUCGUGAAGUUCUCAAUGAAGCGAGUAAGUCAAGUUUUAUCUGAACUUCCUGAAGCAGCAAUUUCGCCAUUUUUUACAGUACGUGACAUUAUUAAUAAUAAUAAUAUAUUGGAUUUAUAAAGCGCUUUUCAAGUACCCAAAGCGCUGGAGUUUUGGUUUUCGCUGAUGCUGUGACUGAACAUCCUGUUGUCAACAGUAGGAGUUGGACACACGGCAGAAGUGAAUGUUCUUUAAUCAGUAUUUGUUGGGGUUUUUUGUAAGUUAAAUUUAAUUUAAUAUUCCUUGCGAAAGGUAACAUAUGCAGCUCUGUAAUUGAGUUUCAUCUCAGUGAUUUCUUAAUGGUACUUCAAUACUUGAAAACCUCCUUUUUUCUAACCUCUUUGAAAGGCGUCAUCAUGUUGACUCUGUGAUGUCUGUGUUUCCUUGUAAUUAAAAACUUUUAAUGAUCUUACGGAACCACGAAAGAAAGAUGUUAUUUAUUAGGGAAAAUUAGAAUAUUUCUGCGUUAUGUCUGCUCUGUAGGAUUGGCUUGGUAAGCAUUGUAAUUAUUUUCCAACAUGCGAGACAUACCCUCGUUGAUACAAACAGGGUGGACAAAAUAAUAGAAACACCUGUUAUUAUAACUUAAUCCAAUUCAACUGCAUCAGAGAGGACAUCCUCCAAAAUCCAAAUCAGUUGAAUCAAUAACUUUCUGAAACAGUUUAUAACUGUCCAUCACUCCAUUAUCUAUACCACUUUAUCCUUAAUGGGUCGCGGGGGAUCGGUGAGGAUAAAAUCCUUAAUAUUCUUUACUUUUUUUGAGUGGGACAACAACAUUGACAUAAUUUGUGCUGGUAACACGAAUGAAUAAUUGUAAGUAAUUGCAUUUUCUGCUUAUACUGGUGAUUGUAACUCAUAAGAGGAUUCUAGAGAUUUUAUGUUUUUAUGAUUCCCUAAAACAUCGUCUAACCAUCAAGUGUGAUCAUGAAUUGUGAUUUGGAGCACUUACAAAUCUGUGGGUGGAAGCACUGAUAUUUAAUACACUGAAUUUAAUUUGGAUUUAACUUUUGAUCGUUCCAAAUGUGUGUUAUUUAACAGUGUUUCCUCGAUUUCAGGAAAAAAAGUUGAAGCAUUUAUUUUCGUAUUUGAAAGCUGUUGAACAGCCUGUACUGCCGUCAUGCUGGUAGCUUUUUCCUGAACACACAAUACAGAAAAUAUAAUGUUUGUGUGUAAAGCCACAUGAGUAACACAGAGAAUAAAGCUCCAUACACAUCUGAUGAUAUAUGUUAAUAAUUGAUCUGUUAAUAAUUGAUCUGUUUGUUUUUUAAAUACAAUGAAUAAUUGCUCUUUCGAUUGAACGAUAUAAUUUGCCAGCCUGACGUGUUCUCCAGAGUAUUUGACUGUCAACGCCUAUUUGUAAGCCAAACUGGGAUGUUUGUCUGAUUAAGUAAAUAAAAAACAUUGUAAUAUA